Cucurbitaria berberidis CBS 394.84 is the source of this 420-nucleotide messenger RNA. RefSeq lists its product as uncharacterized. Gene Ontology annotation, molecular function: oxidoreductase activity. The transcript has 3 exons. NCBI's taxonomy places the organism in Eukaryota, Fungi, Ascomycota, Dothideomycetes, Pleosporales, Cucurbitariaceae. The annotation marks the transcript as partial. The record is from RefSeq and is a predicted model, not a curated record.
UCACUGACUAGCUUUAAGCACCAUUUCGCUAACCCGCAAUUCGAAUGGGAAGUCAAGGAGAACUACCAACCAUGCAUUAAACUCUCCUUCUUCUUCAAGAAGCUUCCCUCGGUCUCCGAUUAUGACUUCCAAAUGCAUUACAAUCACGUGCACGCCGACCUCACUGUAGCUUGCAAGAAGUUUCACGCUGUGAAAGUGCAGCGAUACGUUCAGCUGUAUCAGUCCCCACAGAUGAAAGAGAAGGUGAAGAGCCUGGGUAUGGAGAUCCUGGAGUAUGAUGCGUGUAGCACAAUUUGGGUCAAGACGUGGGACGAUUGGGCGGAGUUCAGUGGGAGUGCGGAGUACCAGGCUGCCCUGAUGCCAGAUGCGGACCACUUCAUGGAUUACAAGCAUAGUGGGAUUAAAGUUAUGGCCGGGUAA